Messenger RNA from Setaria italica (foxtail millet), 1937 nucleotides. RefSeq lists its product as uncharacterized. NCBI's taxonomy places the organism in Eukaryota, Viridiplantae, Streptophyta, Magnoliopsida, Poales, Poaceae. Bases 121 to 1275 code for a protein of 384 amino acids. The transcript is spliced from 11 exons. The record is from RefSeq and is a predicted model, not a curated record.
UAUCUCAUUCACGACGGGUCACGCCCGCGCCGCAAAACCUCGUCGCGGGUCUGGACCGACCCUGGCCCAUCCGCCGCACCCGCACCAAGCACCAUACGCCGGCGAUUGGUGCCGCUGCCAAUGGCCACCGCCGCAGCACCAAAAUCCCUCCCGUUCCUCACCACCGCAACCACCAAUUCCACCCGCACCACCCGGCCCUCAGCUGCCCGCUCACACACACCGCGGCCCUCCCCAACCUCUUGUUCCUGCGUCGGACGCCGCGCUCCCGCUCCCGCGGUCGCUGCCUCUCCUCGCUUCGGCAGUGCUUGCAGGGCUCAGUUCCCCCUUCGAUCUCUUCUCCUUCAUCGAGCGGCAGCCUCGCCUUCAGCGGCGGCAGCGGCGGAAGGGAUGUCUGACCCGGAGUUGAGGCUGGUGCUCGAGCUCGCCACCGACGAGGAGCUGCUGGAGUUCGAGGAGAUUCUCUACGGCACCAGCUAUUUUAGUCCAUUGCUAAAAUCAAUUGCAAGAAGACCGAACUCAGAUUCUGUUGUUGUUUUGGAUGAUAUCGAGGAGAGAGAUCUUUUCAUCUCAAAAUUGGAGUCGAGGUUUCUGUAUCUUGCCGCAGAUGCUCGCUCGAUUAUAAGGGGGUGGAGACCAUCUUACAGAGAUGUCUUGCUUGGAGUAAGAAAAAAACUUGGUGUUCAGUGCUCUAGUAAAUUGUCUACUGCAGACCUUGAGGCAGAAAUAUUUCUUCACCUUGUGAAUGAAUAUUCAAGCCAUCAGAAAGACCCAGCUUCAUUUCCUUGGGAUAAACAAAAAUCUCCAAACGAGAUCUCUAGCCUUGGAGUUAACAAGUGGAAGGUGCUUACUGAUGCAGCUUGGAAGAUUGGGGCAAAGGGACUAGAAAGUACCUUUUUAAAGGGUGGUAGUGCGUUGACCGUGAAGACGAUAUAUGAAUCGUUAGCCAGUAGACUAUCUGGAAAGUUGGUGAUGGAGGCUGCAAAUUAUGAGAUAAAGAAAGAACUUGUUAAGCAGGGUGGGCGGUUGGCUGCUGUUAACCUGGAGUCUAGAGCUGGCUUGCUUGCAGCUAGGCAGGGUUUGGCUCGUGCAGCAUCGAGAUAUGCUGGACUUAGGAGUGUCAUGACAUUUCUUGGACCAAUAAUGUGGGGGACUCUCUUGGCUGAUAUUGUGAUUCAAAUGCUGGGGACGGAUUAUGCUAGGAUUGUGCAGGCAAUCUAUGCAAUUGCUCAGAUUCGUCUGACUCGGACAAGUUACAUAGAACCUCAUGAAGAAUGACCAAGUGCGAUCGUUACUCAACUAGCCUAACUGGCAUUCUGAUCUCUAAAUUAUUACCACCCCAUAGUGUACACUCUAACCAUGAAGAUCAUUACCGCGGAUUCGGAUGCACUACUCCACGGGACAAUGAGGUUAGGCUUUCAGACAUUGUAGGACUGCUGCUUCAUGUAAGUGCACAAGACAACAGAGCGAUUACAAGACAGCACAACAGGAAUGGUUUGUGCUUACUGAUAGCUACUUUCUGAAUGCAUAAUUAGAACUUGAUGUACAGCUUAGCAAAGUUACCUAAUUGUGACAAUGGAAAUAUAGUAGUGUUUAACAAAGAGCUCCACAAUGGCCAUUUGGGCGACCUACUCUGUGAACGCGGAAGUUGUGACUGAAUUUACUUCCGCUUCACACUUCCACGGGGCCCCGAAGUUGUAGACCAUGCUUUCCGCUCUGCUCCAGUUGAAUAGUGUAAAAUAUUCCUGCUCUGAUCCUAAACUAUUCCCUCCUAAGGUUCGGUUAGGCAAGGCAUAUCUCAUUGGCAUUACCUGAUGCCACAACCCACGGACAUGCUUGUACAUGAACAACAGGGCGGAAUUUGUAUCUGGGACCUUACAUGUUUCCUAUAUAUGUAAGGGUUACUAAUUCAUGUUCUUCACCUUAUGUGAAUUUUAUCA